CGAAUGACGUUUUUCAAAUUGUGUUUUGAGUUCUAUGUAGAACAAAUCGGUAACGUGAAGCUUACGGCAAAUUCUGCAUCCGAAAUAAAUGCAUAUAAAAAUUCAAAAGUCUGCAGCCCAUUAUUUCUAACUAUUUGAUAAGUGGCGAUGAGAAAUCAUUGAUAGAUUUUUGAUACGGACUAUUUUCAUGUUAUAACAGCAGCAUUUGGUAUCUCAGCACCGAACAGGAUCGUAUCAACAAGCGAAGUAGAAAAUAGGCGCAGCUUUCCCUUUUUGAACAAUCUAGAGGAUCAUAUUAAAUUAAAUGGUGAAGGACCAUCAAUUUUCAUCAUUGUUAGAGAUUUCCAGGCGGUAUUUAUGUAUUAAUAGAUAGACUCGAGACAAGUGUACCUGCAGAACUUUUAAAAGAGAGGGUUUAAAAUGGCGGAUUUAAUGAUUAUCAUGGUUUUGCUGUCCGUUUUGAUUUCAUAUUGCGAAAGUGUUGGCAAUGCAGCAAGUUUCACCGUAUGGCCCAUCGGAAGUUACAUCAAUGGGCCUGGUAUUAUUGCUAGUUUCAGCACAAGAGAGAUUGAUGAAUGUCUUCUCCAUUGUGUUGCCAACAGCAACUGCGUAGCAACGAACGUGGAUACGACAAACGACAUGUGUGAACUUCUCAGUGCUAUAGACUGCAACAACCAAGGGUCCCAAAAUGGCGAUUGGAGAGUACUACAUAAAGAAGGGGAGUACGCGUGUGUCGUUUAUGAAUACAAAGGUUGUUAUCUCGAUGACCCAACUACAAGAGAUUUCGACCAGAUGGCUUACCAAGGCGACCCAGCAAAUACGCCUAACAAAUGUGCAAAUACCUGUGCAGAUUCUGGGUAUUCGUACAUGGGGCUCCAGGAUAUGGAUGAGUGCUGGUGUGGAAAUAGCUACGGACUGAAUGGUGCGGCAGCUUUGGAUUCCCACUGCUGGCGAAACUGCACGGGAGAUCCCGCUUACAAAUGCGGUAGUGCUUUUAAAAACAGCGUCUAUCAACUUGUCGAUUACCGCACUCCAUAGCAAAUGGGUAUAGAUGUAAAUGAGGAAAAUCAGCAAGUCUUAUGAAGAGAUAUUGAUUCCAGGAAAGAUGAGAAUGAAUGUUCAUCCGUUCAGAAAUAUUCAUUUGAAAUGUUUAUCUUACACGGACAUUUUUGAAAAAAUCUUUGAAAAAAUUUUGUAAAAUAUUCCGUCCUUCAUCCAUUGGACUUCUUCACUUAUUGUGGCGGGAAUUUUGGAAAUUUAAAGGGACGUGUUAAAACGUUGUGGUAUAUGGGGUCUAUGUACACUCCUUUGUCUCUGUUCAUAGAUGGCGCUAAUUGGUGGAUUUUAAUAGCCUCUUUGAUUUUUCUUUCAUGAAAAUUAUACAUGUCCGUGUUAGAUGAUCCUGUGCUUUCAUAUGACGAGAGAUGUUCACUCAAAAUGAAGCAGAGUCGAAAAUGAAUUGAUGGAUUGCAUCAACAAUUGUCAAAAUGUUCACCAUAUCGAUUCUCAUCCUUUGAGGAAUAUUGGUCUUUGAUUGACUUUUACCAAGUGUUGCUACUAUCAAAUAUCUUAAAUAAUUACAAUG
Molecule: messenger RNA, 1585 nt
Organism: Owenia fusiformis
Lineage: Eukaryota; Metazoa; Annelida; Polychaeta; Sabellida; Oweniidae
Source: the annotation of a GenBank genome assembly